Cuscuta europaea is the source of this 832-nucleotide messenger RNA. The record is from the annotation of a GenBank genome assembly. Lineage: Eukaryota; Viridiplantae; Streptophyta; Magnoliopsida; Solanales; Convolvulaceae.
GAGCGAUUCCGAAAACCAAAAUGCUUCCGGGGUGACUAUAAAACUCCCCGCCUAACCCAACCGUAAAUCUCAUUCUCUGUAUUCUCUCAAAUUCGUUGCUCAGACAGCGUUUCAUCAAAUCGUCGUCGGAUUUUUGUCUGCAAUCCUCAUUUCACAUGGAUACUACCGCAAAAGUGAAGAAGGGAGCCGGCGGCCGGAAAGGUGGUGGUCCGAAGAAGAAGGCUGUCACUCGCUCUAACCGCGCUGGCCUCCAGUUCCCCGUCGGUAGAAUUGGCCGAUACUUGAAGAAAGGCCGCUACGCCCAGCGCGUCGGUAGUGGUGCUCCCGUUUAUCUGGCCGCCGUUCUGGAAUACUUGGCUGCCGAAGUUUUGGAGCUAGCUGGAAAUGCCGCUCGUGACAACAAGAAGAACAGGAUCAUUCCAAGGCACGUUCUGUUGGCUAUUAGGAAUGACGAAGAGCUAGGGAAAUUGCUUGCUGGGGUUACAAUUGCCCAUGGAGGCGUUUUGCCAAACAUCAACCCCGUUUUGUUGCCUAAGAAGACAACGGCUGACAAGGCAACAAAGGAGCCCAAAUCUCCAUCAAAGGCCACCAAAUCACCAAAGAAGGCUGCCGCUACAUAGAAACUCUAUGUUCGUAGAUGUCUUGUAAUUGUAGUAUUACUUUAUCUUUUCGUUGUGGUUCAGAAAUGGUCAUGAAGAGAUAACUGCUGUUGUUCAUUCUCUUUUAGGUUUGCCCUUCAUUAAUCAAUGAAAACUAUUGUUGCCAUUUACAAGAUCUUGAAUUUAAUGUUUUAUUUCUUCCUUGAAAUGAUUCACGAAUCGUUCUCUCUGGC